GUUCUUGAGGACUCUGCCAGCAGAAGGCAGACUCUGCCUGGUCAGGUUGCGCUAGAAAGGCUGGGAAGUACAGACCAGUGAGGUGUACUCUGUGCCAAUCAUUCCAGGACCAGCCUCGGGGAGUUCAAAGAGAUCGGCUCCUUGAUAAUGGAUUCUUCAGCCAUAGUAACUGAUGAAGACCUCCUGACUCAAAUCUAGCAGGAUUGCACAACUGCAUUGGUGAGUGAGGCAUCCACAUCAACAAAACAGGUCCUUGAAGUGCUCCGGAAAGCAGAGGGCUAACUUUACAAAGUAUUAAAGUAAUUGAAUACUCUGUCUCCUGGGUCCCUCAUUGCUCUGGAUGUUGCCAAUCUUUACCCACCCCAAUCCCUCUUAGAAGUCACCAAUCUGUCUGAGCUGAAUCUACCAGAUAAUAAAGAGCUAGAGCCAUCUGAUCUGUGCUAAGAUGAUAAAAGCUGCUCAUGCCUUCAUCUCACCCAGACUUAUGUUCGUACACAGCAACUGAAGAAGGUGACAAGUAUUUAGACGGCAGGCAAAGACUAUAGCUACUUUUGAAAUUAGAAGCUUUUCGUCCAGAAGUUAAUUAAGUUGUCUUCGGACCAGGAUUCACUGGGGAAAACUUACAGACAGUUUCAGGAGUAGAGCAGUCUGUAGCUGAGAUUGUGACUUUGUUUCCCUCAAGCCCUUCCUCGGAGGAUGAUCUCACACAACAUGACGUGGAUAAAAUAUCCAAGUAAAGAACUCAUUGAAAUCGAGGAUAUCAUAAGGUCACAGAACAUAAUAUCAAGAUUUAUGCACAUCUACAUAGCACUGUUUGUCCCGACAAGUCUGGUGGCGGGCAUAUUCAACCUAACCACCUUCAUAAAGAGGCGUGCUAUACUAGGAAAGCUGGACCUGUAUCUUUUGGAUUUGACUGUGACCAACCUUCUAGUGACCCUGUUUUCAUUCACUGCCAUAACUAGACCAGAAUACAUAGUGACCACCAACCUGAACUGUGGGGCACUCUCUUUUUUCUUCAACAUUUGUUACUACAAUGCUCAAUACAUUCAGAUUGCCAUGUUCUACACAUUCCUGAUCCAGGAUUAUUUGAUGUGUCUGAGGGUGGUAACACUGAUCAAAAAGCCAUUGGGAUACUUGAGCCUUGUCUUUGCUUGUGCUUUUAGCAGCUCUCUGGGAGGUGUGAUGCUUCUAGGCACAACUGGCUCAUUACUUGAAAGUACCCUGUGUCAGGUGGACCCCCUGACAGCCUGGCCCGAAUAUGAGAUUGUCAAAUUCAGCCUGGGUUUUGGGGUGGCACUGAUUAUAGAAGUGGUUUUCUUUACCCUGCUCAUUGGGAAGCUGGCACAGAGAGACGUUACUCCACAGAAAGACAACAUGCCCACUUACAGGGUCAUGCUGACCAUCACCCUGGUUAUGUUUGCCUGUCGUCUCUUUUACAACAUUAUGCUACUCAACAGGUCCAGGCUCAAACUUCAGAGGGAUAAUGGUUCUCCCAGAGAUGAGCUCAUCAUGAAUAUUGCGGAACUAGUCCUCUUUGGUGAGAGUUGUGCGAGCAACCUGGCCAUUCUUUUUCUUCAUAAACCAUGCAGACUUGCCCUGAAGAAAAGCCUACGAAAUCUAACCAAACGGUGCCGAAGGGAAGAAGAGAACCACAAUGGCAUGCCCUUGUAGAGAGGAAGCUAAAAUGCAUCUGUAUCAAUACAUGGUAGAGAAGGGCAACACUGGCAAUAGAUUAGUUGCUCAGCCUUUCAAGAGGAGUGUGAUCCAUCUGUUGAAACUCCAAAUUUGUACUGUGAGAUCAAGCAGAGAGGAUAUGAUGUCUAGGCAAGAGACUGUAGGGAUUUUGUUAUUCGCUACUGGAUUCCAGAUCAUCCACAAAUAUUCCUAAAUGCCCCUAAAUGCCUCCAUCUAAAUGAAAAAUCAUCCUGGAAGACAGCCAGUCUUUCAAAGCUCCCUCAGAAGUUAAAACUGGUGCCAAGCUACCUGAAUACAUUCACAAUGCAUUCAAUAAAAGCAAGCCAUAAUAUAUUGAGAUACUUAAGCAAUAUUUCACCUUUCCCAGUUUGCUUUGUUAGCUUUUAAAAUAUUCUAUUCAUUGAAAGUGAGUAUGAAAACAACAGAGAGGAUAAAGCACAUACAGAAGCAACUGGUUCUCAAAAGAUUAGCUGAAUAAACAGCAUAAGCCAGAGAAACCGGGUUAAUGUAUUACUAAGAAUAAAAUAUGGUGGGUUUUUUUCCUACAUUAUAAUAAACUGAGGUUAAAAAGUUAUCACUCAGGGCAGCUAGGUGGUGCAGUGGAUAGAGCACGGGUCCUAGAUUCUGGAGGACCUGAGUUCAAAUGCAGCCUCAGACACUUGACACUUAACUAAGCUGUGUGACCCUGGGCAAGUCACUUAACCCUCAUUGCCCUACCCCCCACCCAAAAAAAGUUAUCACUCACAUUUAAAAGUAGUUUUUACGGUGCUGAUUCAGUGAUAACAAUGGAACAAUGUUCUGUUUGCUGUAACAUGCUAUAGUAGAAAGAACAGUCAAUUAGGACGGAGGAUACCAAGGUUCUGGUCUCAAAACUCUGAGACCAACUAUGAUUUUGUAGAAGUUCCUUUUCAACUUAUUUUACAUAACAAAUGCCUUUCCUAUUUACCCAUAUUAGAGGAUUACAAGAUCAAAUGAGAGCACAAGCAUGCAAGUAUUUUAGAACUUAUAAAGUAGGAUACACAAAUGCAGGGUAUAUUUACUAUGAAUAGUCCAGGACUGGCCUGGUGUCAGGAAGGUAAACUAAAAUGAAAUUAAUUUCACUUAGCAUGGCCUGAACUUUACUGUAGUCCUUUAGUGUUAUUUGUUAUAAAUCCAAGAAUCAUUCUUGAUGCCAAUGGUUUUAUAUGUGAAAUAUGCAUCAAAAUAAUUUCUCUUAAGUUAAAGAAUGUGUACUCAACUGCCAAGUGGGUUUUGUGAGGCAGGAAUA
Messenger RNA from Dromiciops gliroides (monito del monte), 2962 nucleotides. RefSeq lists its product as uncharacterized. Lineage: Eukaryota; Metazoa; Chordata; Mammalia; Microbiotheria; Microbiotheriidae. The coding region runs from base 697 to 1671 and encodes 324 amino acids. The transcript has 4 exons. The record is from RefSeq and is a predicted model, not a curated record.